Molecule: messenger RNA, 420 nt
Organism: Callorhinus ursinus (northern fur seal)
Lineage: Eukaryota; Metazoa; Chordata; Mammalia; Carnivora; Otariidae
Gene: MSMP
Product: microseminoprotein, prostate associated
Cellular component (GO): cytoplasm
Source: RefSeq, a predicted model, not a curated record
AUGACCCUAAGGAUGUGCUGGACUGGACAGGCGAAGGGGGUCCUGGGAAGCUGGGGGAUCAUCUGCUUGGUGACCUCUCUGCUCCUCCAGCAGCCAGGAGUCCACAGCAAGUGCUACUUCCAAGCUCAAGCCCCCUGCCACUAUGAAGGGAAGUAUUUUACCCUGGGUGAGUCUUGGCUCCGCAAGGACUGUUUCCAUUGUACCUGUCUGCAUCCCGUCGGUGUGGGCUGCUGUGACACGUCCCAGCAUCCCAUCGACUUUCCUGCGGGCUGUGAGGUACGUCAGGAGGCAGGAACCUGCCAGUUCUCCCUGGUGCAAAAAUCUGACCCUCGGCUGCCCUGCAAAGGCGGAGGGCCCGACCCAGAAUGGGGCUCAGCUAAUACCCCUGCUCCUGGGGCUCCUGCUCCCCACUCCAGCUAA